AUGUCCACUGAUGUUUUUCAGCAAAUGAAGGAUGAUGAAGCAGUUCGAUUCACAGCAGGACAUCAAAAACAAAUGAAACAUCCUGGAGAGCCCAAGGGCCACUCAUCAUCUAAGAGAAGGCGAAUUGCUACUGUCACUCACGAUGUUCAUGAGAAGAAGAUGGAAAAUAGUCAAACUCCACCUGGGGGCUUCUUUUCAAAAUCUGUUUCACCGGGGCUUAUGAAUAUGGCAGGAGAUGGUAUCCCACUCAACCAAGUGGAUUCCCUGUCUGAUGAUUUCACUCGUCUCAAGAAAGAUGGGCCGAUUCACAAACCUGGGGAUAAUGCACUCAUAGGAGGAACCAAGAACUGCAGUGUCUCUGCAGGUGACUCCAAAGCCACAGCAGUGUCUUCAAAGGGAGCUGUGCCAAAUAAAUCACAGAUGAGUCCUGUUAUGGCACAGAAAAUUAAUGAUGAUAUAAAAUAUCAAUUAAUGAAAGAAGUUCGGAAGUUUGGACGAAAUUUUGAAAGAAUUUUCACUUUGCUUGAAGAAGUACAAGGACCUCUUGCAGUCAAGAAACAAUUUGUUGAAUUUACCAUGAAGGAAGCUGCAAGGUUUAAAAGAGUAGUCUUAAUUCAGCAACUUGAAAAGGUCCUGGAAAAAGUUGAAUCCAACCACCUGAGCAAAAAAAGUUAA
Molecule: messenger RNA, 675 nt
Organism: Dama dama (fallow deer)
Lineage: Eukaryota; Metazoa; Chordata; Mammalia; Artiodactyla; Cervidae
Product: integrator complex subunit 6-like
Exons: 4
Coding region: 1-675 (224 amino acids)
Biological process (GO): snRNA 3'-end processing
Cellular component (GO): integrator complex
Source: RefSeq, a predicted model, not a curated record